AUGGCGUGGUUAAGGUUGCAGCCUCUCACCUCUGCCUUCCUCCAUUUUGGGCUGAUAACUUUUGUGCUCUUCCUGAAUGGUCUUCGGGCAGAGACUGGUGGCUCAGAGGAUGUGCCCAGCACAGGGCAGAACAAUGAAUCCUGUUGGGGGUCAGUGAACUGCAAGGAGGGUGUCAUCUUACCUAUCUGGUACCCGGAGAACCCUUCCCUUGGGGAUAAGAUUGCCAGGGUCAUUGUCUAUUUUGUGGCCCUGAUAUACAUGUUCCUUGGGGUAUCCAUCAUUGCUGACCGCUUCAUGGCAUCUAUUGAAGUCAUUACUUCUCAAGAGAGAGAGGUGACUAUCAAAAAGCCCAAUGGAGAGACCAGCACAACAAUGAUUCGGGUAUGGAAUGAAACUGUCUCCAACCUGACCCUUAUGGCUCUGGGUUCCUCUGCUCCUGAGAUCCUCCUCUCUUUAAUUGAGGUGUGUGGUCACGGGUUCAUUGCUGGUGAUCUGGGACCUUCUACCAUUGUAGGCAGUGCAUCCUUCAACAUGUUCAUCAUCAUUGCCAUCUGUGUGUACGUGAUCCCCGAUGGAGAGACUCGUAAGAUCAAGCACCUACGAGUGUUCUUUGUCACUGCUGCUUGGAGCAUCUUUGCCUAUAUCUGGCUCUAUAUGAUCCUGGCAGUCUUCUCUCCUGGUGUGAUCCAGGUUUGGGAAGGCCUCCUCACUCUCUUUUUUUUCCCAGUGUGUGUCCUUCUGGCCUGGAUAGCAGAUAGGAGACUGCUCUUCUACAAAUACAUGCACAAAAAGUACCGUACAGAUAAACACCGAGGAAUUAUCAUAGAGACAGCGGGUAGCCACUCCAAGAGCAUUGAGAUGGAUGGGAAAAUGAUGAAUUCCCACUUUCUAGAUGGGAAUCUGGUGCCAUCAGAAGGGAAAGAAGUGGGUGAGUCCCGCAGGGACAUGAUCCGGAUUCUCAAGGAUCUGAAGCAAAAACACCCAGAGAAGGACUUAGAUCAGCUGGUAGAGAUGGCCAAUUACUAUGCUCUUUCCCAUCAACAGAAGAGCCGCGCCUUCUACCGGAUUCAAGCCAUACGUAUGAUGAUUGGUGCAGGCAAUAUCCUGAGGAAACAUGCUGCAGAACAAGCCAAGAAGUCCGCUGCUAUGAGUGAGGUGCACGCCGAUCAGCCUGAGGACUUUGUCUCCAAGGUCUUCUUUGACCCAUGCUCUUACCGGUGCCUGGAGAACUGUGGGGCUGUACUCCUGACAGUGGUGAGGAAAGGGGGGGACACAUCCAAGACCAUUUAUGUGGACUACAAAACAGAGGAUGGUUCUGCCAAUGCAGGAGCUGACUAUGAGUUCACAGAGGGCACCCUGGUUCUGAAGCCAGGAGAGACCCAGAAGGAGUUCUCUGUGGGCAUCAUUGAUGAUGACAUUUUUGAGGAGGACGAAUACUUCUUUGUGAGGUUGAGCAAUGUCCGCAUAGAGGAUGAGCAGCCAGAGGAAGGGAUGGCUCCCACAAUACUGAAUAAUCUUCCCUUGCCUUCCAGGGCUGUCCUGGUGUCCCCUUGUGUGGCCAGAGUCACUAUCUUGGAUGAUGACCAUGCAGGCAUCUUCACUUUUGAAUGUGACACUAUUCGUAUCAGUGAGAGUAUUGGUGUCAUGGAGGUCAAGGUUCUGCGGACAUCAGGUGCCAAGGGCACAGUCAUCAUCCCCUUUAGGACAGUGGAAGGGACAGCCAGGGGUGGUGGUGAGGAUUUUGAAGACAUAUAUGGGGAGUUGGAGUUCAAGAAUAAUGAAACUGUGAAAACCAUAAGGGUUAAAAUAGUAGAUGAGGAGGAAUACGAAAGGCAAGAGAAUUUCUUCAUUGCCCUUGGUGAACCGAAAAGGAUGGAACGUGGAAUAUCAGAGGUGACAGACAGGAAGCUGACUGUGGAGGAAGAGGAAGCCAAGAGGAUAGCAGAAAUGGGAAAGCCAGUAUUGGGUAAACACCCCAAACUAGAGGUCAUCAUUGAAGAGUCCUAUGAGUUCAAGAAAACAGUGGACAAACUGAUCAAGAAGACAAAUAUGGCCUUGGUCGUGGGGACCCAUUCCUGGAGGGACCAAUUCAUGGAGGCCAUCACCGUCAGUGCAGCAGGGGACGAGGAGGAGGAUGAAUCAGGCGAGGAGAAGCUGCCGUCCUGCUUUGACUACGUCAUGCACUUCCUGACGGUCUUCUGGAAGGUGCUGUUUGCCUGCGUGCCCCCCACAGAGUACUGCAGUGGCUGGGCCUGCUUCUUCGUCUCCAUCCUCAUCAUCGGUGUGCUCACGGCCAUCAUCGGGGACCUGGCCUCCCACUUUGGCUGCACCAUCGGCCUCAAGGACUCGGUCACAGCUGUUGUUUUCGUGGCGUUUGGCACCUCUGUGCCAGAUACCUUUGCCAGCAAAGCCGCCGCCAUUCACGACGUGUACGCAGACGCCUCCAUCGGCAACGUCACCGGCAGCAACGCCGUCAACGUCUUCCUGGGCCUUGGCCUGGCCUGGUCCGUGGCCGCCAUCUACUGGGCCAUGCAGGGAGAGGAGUUCCGCGUGUCUGCGGGCACGCUGGCCUUCUUCGUCACCCUCUUCACCAUCCUCGCGUUCGUCUGCAUCAGCGUGCUCCUGUACCGCAGGCGGCCCCACCUGGGCGGGGAGCUGGGCGGCCCCCGGGGCUGCAAGCUGGCCACGACGGGGCUCUUUGUGAGCCUGUGGCUCAUCUACAUACUCUUUGCCACGCUGGAGGCCUACUGUUACAUCAAGGGGUUCUGAGCAAAGGACACUGCCUCCGGCAGGGCAGGCCUAGGACUUCUCCUGAGAGAAGGGCACUUCCCCCCCCAGGGACCUCCCCGGGAUGAGCAGCCCUGGAGAGGCGGCUUCGGGACCCGAGCCCCAGGGACUUCACCCGACCUCCACCCCGGCGGUGAUCCGAAAGGGCAGAGUCUUCAUCAAUCAGACAGAAUGGGGGAAACACCUACACUACCAAGUAUUUAAUUCAGUACAAACCAACAACAGCAACAAAUCCACCUCCACCCAUUCGACCCCCCCCCACCCCCCACCCCCAUGUCUCUGACCUGUAGCCAAGGUCAGAUCCUUUCACCAUCCACCUUCUGAUUCCUCCUGUGCUUCUACUGUCAUCAGGGCAGGGCUCCUCCUGUCUGUGCAAUUCGAUGCACCGUUGUCCUCACUCACCUGGCGGGCGUGGAAAUCACUCUCAGCCGUGUGGCUGGUUUGGGGCUCUCUCUUCAUUGGAAUCAUUAUCGUGGUUGCUUUCGUUUUUCCAUCAGGUUUUGCUCGUCGUUCGUUCAUUUUGUCUUUUCUCUCUGACGUUCGUGUCAAAGGCGCUGUGGAGGAACCCAAGGUUUGAGCCGAUGGGCAGAGGCGUGAAUUGUCAGACACACACUCUCCCACUCUCAGCAGGUGACAGCUGCCUCUCAGCCCCAUCGAGGCCCUGUCCCCCAUCUCCUUUUCGUCUCUGGGUGGAAGUGAUCUUGCACACCCACGCAGGGCACCAAAGACCCGGGUGGUGGCAGGAGCAGGAGUUUCCCCUGCUGAUGUCAAAGUUUAAAAGAAGCAGUCAUUGUUCUCUUGCUUGCCCAGGCCUUUCAAAUUCUGUCUCGUGCUGUCCAUGUCUCUAUGUCCUUUCUUCUGCGGGAAGGCCGGCCCAAUGGGAGAUAAGGGACAAAAAUAGGAGUGGUGUGGGAUGGCAGAGGGCAGCUGGGGACACAAAAUGGGUUUUCACCUUCUUGAGUAUCUUUGGCCUUGUAUCUGAGCCAGGAGAGACGGGACGUCCCACUAGGGAGAUACUUAAGGGCAAAGAUAUUUAAAAUGCCAGUGCUUCUGAGAAAGGUCAGCUUCGCCCUCACCCCUCACUGUCCGGUGCACCGUACUGAGAGGUCUGACUGUAUUUCUUGAGGUUAUGCAAACAUGUAGAGGUUUAUAAGAAGACAAGGGGCCCCUUUCACCUCUCCUGGACCCCUAGGCCACGUUUGAAAGUGUUUCCACAAGAUAGGAACUGGAAUUCCUCGCUGUCUCCCACAUUCCUGCUUGGUUUAAAACCUCCCAAAGCUCUUUUUUUUUUUUUUUAGCCUGUGGGCUAUUUCUCGCCCCAGUAGGAGGAAUCUUAGUUGCCAUAAUCCCAUGGAGCCCGAGUUUAUAGAAAAAGGGAUUGUCCCGCCUUCUAGAGCUUCUCCCAGCAAACUUUGAAAGGACCUGGCUUCACACACACACACACACACACACACACACACACGUUCACAAAACUGCCCACAGAUCUUCAGGCUUUCUGCAUUGACAUAAAUACAUUUUUAAGGGGGAAAAAAUUAAAUAAAAAACCUGUUUAAUUUUAAACACAUUUUUUAAGAAAAAAAAUAACUAAAAAGAAACAGCGCUCAUGUCAUAAGCUAUGUUGACAGUUGCCAGUGGAAAUGUUGGGUUGGUUUAAAAAAAAAAAUAAAAGCUAUACUUAUAUCUCUCUACAUACAGCUUGCUUCUC
Molecule: messenger RNA, 4492 nt
Organism: Eptesicus fuscus (big brown bat)
Lineage: Eukaryota; Metazoa; Chordata; Mammalia; Chiroptera; Vespertilionidae
Gene: SLC8A3
Product: solute carrier family 8 member A3
Exons: 6
Coding region: 1-2769 (922 amino acids)
Biological process (GO): calcium ion import across plasma membrane; cell communication; sodium ion transmembrane transport
Cellular component (GO): sarcolemma; postsynapse; axon
Molecular function (GO): calcium:sodium antiporter activity
Source: RefSeq, a predicted model, not a curated record